Doryrhamphus excisus (bluestripe pipefish) is the source of this 4414-nucleotide messenger RNA. Lineage: Eukaryota; Metazoa; Chordata; Actinopteri; Syngnathiformes; Syngnathidae. The record is from RefSeq and is a predicted model, not a curated record.
GUUUUCUCCCCAAAUGGGGAUUUCAAGUUUUUAAAAGGCUUGACCUGUUCAGACCAUUGACGCUCCAAGUAAGUCAUAGACGCUUUUAUUUCUAUUAUUUCUAUACUGCAGAUGCCAGCCCAGGGUCAUCCCUGCUUCCAGACAAACACACGUCUUGCCAGGAUGCAGAUCUUAGAUAUUUGGAUGUAGAGUUGGACAUUGAAAGCCUCACAGAUCAGGUUCCCACACGUUGCCUCACUCAGACAACAGCCCAUCACAACUACUUUAUACCAGAUAGCGACUUUGAGGAAACAUUGGAAUCGUCUUAAUGUCAACUUGACCAUCAUAAAUUCUCCAGACAUGCAGAUAAGGAAGAUGAGGGGAGUCCUUACUGUGACCAAAAUGCCAUGGAAACACUGACAGACAUGGUCCAAUCCUACCAAGACGCUAUGUCAGGAAGAAGACGAACUUUGCCUUUGCCCAGCCUGGGCAACAACUGCAGACAGCAGAGUCAUUUAGAUUGCGUUCCUUCAUCAAGACAGCUGACUCGGAGAAGCAACCGCCAUCCUGUACCCCCAAAACACAGGCAAAGAACAAGAAGUUUGGUGGAAGCGGCUCCAUCAUCCUUAGGCAUGCGGUCUCCUGCAGAACCUACUAAGCUCAGCCAAUCAGCUCCAAGUAUCCUGGAACCACUCCUAAGUUCAAACUACGUACUUCAGGCCAGGGCACACAUCCAGACACGAUUGAGCUCUCACGAACUGAUCAGUGAACAAAAGGGUCCCAUAUUGGCUCUGCAACCCGCUGCCCUUCUCCGGACACCCAAGCAGCUGGAACCACUGGACCUCAGGCUAAAAGACAAUGCUGCUGCACCGCCAUUAAAGCACAGUCUUCCCUUAAAGCCAAUCACCAAGAGCCUUCGUUCCAUGACACACUUGAAAAGAUUUUCAUGGGGCACCCCUCGUACCGACCCACUCCCCGCCAGGUGUGACAGUGAGGACAGCGGGUCCAGUACCAGCAGCCAGAGUUCUACUGAUCUGGAAGACGAGGAUUACGAAAGCAAUAUACAUGAAGACGUUGGCAGGAUGUUCACAAGGGCCAAGGUUUCAAAGCAUCUGAAAGACAGUGAGUUUGGUGAUGGGAAGGAUAAGAAAAUCCAUUCCACAUCACAACUCCACAAGUCAACCGGCAUACAAGAGUCUGUCAACUGUCAGACUUUUAUAAAUUGCAACAAUGCCAACCAGAAUUACUGCAUAAGAAACAGACACACAGUGAAACAUGAAACACCAUUCCUAUCAACAUCUAUUAAUAAUGGCUGCAACCAGACUGUAAAACGGGCAGAUCCAAUCAUUCAGGAUUCCUUGGUGGAUAAACCCGCAACCGCAAAGGAUUCCAAAGUAGGAGAAUCGACCUACUGUGGAACUGAGGGUGCCAAGUUAAAUACUAGCUCAGCUUUUGAAGAAACCUCAUUAAAUUCUAACAAUCAAAGGGUGGAUCUUAAGAAUGCAAAACUGAAGAAAGCUUUAAAGCUUACCCAAAGCAGGGCAAAAGAAUUAAAUCCAAAUUGUGAAUUGAGGACAAACUUGUCUAUCACCAGACUCAAGCAGAAAGACAAAAGCAUACUAAACCUGACUCAGGCCCCGAAAGAUUUAGUGCACCUCUCUCUUUCCAACCAAUCCCUGGAGAACACGACUGGAAGCCAUGAUCAAAUUGUUGGUAAAGAAGUUCCUGUCUCUUUGGUGAAAUCGAAUCUUAAAUCUGUAAAGGUUUCGUGUUGGACCUCUGACACCCAAUCGCCGCAAAAGAACGGAGCGGUUACUGCAUACUGUACAAAAGCAAAUCCUGACAAGGUAGGCAACCCCUGCACAAGACAGCCCCCAAAAGGCAGGGAGAUAAAGAGCACCCACCAGUUAAAGAGUCCAGAUGUAGGUGGGACACAAAGGUCUAAAUCUGUAAUGGACUUCAUCACAUAUAACGACAUGUUUAAGACAAUUCAGAGUGAAGGCAAAGGGCCUGCCAUCUAUGAGAUGUUUGCUGGUCCGAUUUAUGAUAAACUUCGAAAUCCAGUCAGCUUUGAGGAGAAACAACUACAAGCCGCUCAUUCCAGGAAGUCACCAGAGAUCCAUAAGGUCAAACCUAGACCCUUGAAACAAGUGCAGACUAAGCUAAGGAGAAGCCCCACAGAGACAAUAGUGGUUUCAACUAAAGGAAAAGCAAAACCUUUAUCCUCUAGUGUGAAACCUCACCUUCUACAUGCACCAAAGGACACACACAGAAUGGAGUGCAUAAGUAAACCCGAGGAUAAGGUAGUUCUCACUGAAGAUGUAGGGAAGAAUGAAGUUCCUAUAUUAUCAACCCUUGACGAGGUUCCUACUGGAUUUAAGUCUGAAACAUUAAACACAGAUGGAAAAUGUAUGCCAAUGACAGACAACAGUUAUAGUCACUUUUAUACAAAUAUGGAGGAGACAGCUUUAAGUUCAACAAACAUCAGAACAUGCACAAGAAAUACAAAUCAAACAGACCCUGAGCCAGCAUUAUCAAUAAGCCCCCAAAUGCCAAGAGUCGACACUUGGACAUCUUGUCACAGUAGUGGGCACACUGUGAUGUCACCAGUGUAUCAGAAGUUUCUGGAUGAGGUUGGGGACGGACCACUUACAGAUGACUUGCUGCAAUGUCUUGCUGAGGAGUUGAUCUCACUGGAUGAGAGGGAUGUCUCCAUUGUACCAUGUCCCAAAAACUGUGAAAUGGAGCUCCUCGAAGGAGACAGUCCUUCAUCAAGAAAGAAUGAGAAUGUUACUUCAUUGGACUUGGCAGCCUUACAUGGAUUUAGGUCAGAUGACACAAUUUCUUGGACAAAGGGUGAAGUACUUGGCCGUGGAGCCUAUGGGACAGUAUACUGCGGCCUGACAAGUCAGGGCCAGUUGAUAGCGGUGAAACAGGUGACUUUGGACACCUGUGACCCAGAGGCUGCCGAGAGAGAGUAUAGUCGUUUGCAGGGGGAAGUGGAACUUCUUAAAACUCUUAGGCACACUAAUAUUGUAGGUUUCCUUGGGACCUCCCUCCAUCAGCACAUGGUUUCCAUCUUCAUGGAGUACAUUCCAGGAGGAUCCAUCGCCAGCAUUCUUCAUAGAUUUGGUCCACUGCCAGAGCGUGUUUUGGCGCUAUACACCCAUCAGAUCCUGGAAGGGGUGGCAUACCUUCACUUUAACAGGGUCAUUCACCGUGACUUGAAAGGAAACAAUGUCAUGCUGAUGCCCACUGGUGUCAUCAAGCUCAUAGAUUUUGGCUGUGCACGUCGCCUCAGCUUCAUAACCCACACCACUAACAGCAGUGGGGACCUGCUCAAGUCUGUCCAUGGCACACCUUACUGGAUGGCACCAGAGGUUAUCACUGAGACAGGAUAUGGCAGGAAGUCAGAUGUUUGGAGCGUGGGUUGUACCGUCUUUGAGAUGGCCACAGGAAAGCCCCCUCUUGCACACAUGGACAAAAUUGCUGCCUUGUUCUACAUUGGGGCCAAACAAGGAUUGAUGCCUUCUUUACCUGAGGGAUUUUCGGAGAGCGCCAAAGACUUUGUGAACAUCUGCUUGACAAGUGACCAGCGAUUACGCCCCUCUGCGGACCAACUGCUGCAACAUUCAUUUAUCCCAAGACACAGGAAUGGUGUUACCUCUUGGAGUACACAGAAAAACAACUUCUGUGAUCAUCCAGAUGGACUUUGUGGUUUUGUCUGAUUCUGUUUUUGGAGAAAUGCAUUAUUGUAGCGUCCAUGUACCUGUGGUUUUAUCUGAUUCUUUGUUUUGUAGUAAUGCAUUCACAUACCUUCUUUGUAUCAUAUGCAAACAUAAAGAUAUAGAAAUGUUUAACAUUGCAGUUUGAGCCAAAUUAAAUAACAUAAAUCAAUUAUUCAGUUAUGUGACAAAAAAUAAUUACACAACCUUCGUAUCGGUGGUAAAUUAAAUUCCAAUUUAAGAGCUUUUCCUCUCAACAUUUUCAACAUUCUCACCAUUGCUGGAGUCUAAAAUUAACUACCACAUUAACCCCUUCUUCAUAUUUAGUAAAGUAAUGAGAAAACCUGUUAAUCAGCAAGAGUAGCCUUGUCCAUGGAGAGAUUUAGGAUUAAAGUUUAAUCUAGAGCUGUUGUGAAGACAAUGGUUGUAAAUGAAUCAAGGGGAAGACAACCUUUCAAUUUCUGUCCAAAAUAUGUGUACAUCUCAAAAUGGAAAAAAAAAAACACAGCCGGGGAUUUUACAUAACUGACUUUCUUCUGAUUAGUACUAUUGAUUAUGUAAACAAGGCUGACAAGUAAAAGGCUUGAGUGCCUUAAUAAUAAACACUUCAAAGGAUUUUUACACUAACAUGGCACACUACAAUUGUCAUUUUGUGUUAUUUACUUUCAACCAUACCUAUAUGCAUUUUUGGUGCAACUCAAACCACGUGG